CUUCUUUUUUACGGGGAUUUACUUCCAUGCGUGGUUCUAAAUAAUAUUAUUAAUUGAUUCAUGUACCUGAUACUUCGGAACACAGAUUAUGAAUUUCGAUCAUCAUCGUUUCCAAGCACGAGUCGUUUCCCGUUUUUUGAACAUUCAUGUCAAGAUUUUGACACCACAGGACGAUAAAUUAAUACCAAGCAUAUAGAAAUCUCACAACCACUACCACACAGCUUGCCUAGAUCGUCAACAAAGUGGAAUUGAACAGAUGUGAUGACGGACGUGCGCGGCAGAAGUUGGUUUCAUUUUUAGAAGAAUUACCCAUUUUGCUGGCUGCUGUCGUAGCAAACAGUGCCUGCAUAGUUCCUUCCCAACCAACCGUGAAAGAUGUAGUGCGUAAAACCAACUGCCGCAGCAAUCGUUUGUGCAUGUUUUAUCAGCAGCUAUCUUGUGUGUUUGUGUUCUUCUGGCCAUCAGCAAAGCAACCCAGCAACCGAAUGAGCAAUAGUGAGAACGGCGUAGAAGGCGCCUGCGAUGGUGGCGAAGCAGAUUAUGCCCCUCCGGAGAUACCUGCUACUUCCACGUCGUCGUUAAGAUGUCCAUCUGAGUGGUUGGAAGUGGACAGUUUGAGAGACAUUUUCGAUACGGCCAUUCAGUCGAAUGUGGACGCCGUUCCAGAAGCUGCAGGAUCGAACGAUGCGGAUAUCGAACCAUCGCUGUUUGCGAGCGGAAGCAAUUCGCUCGAUUACGCACCGGCACCAUCCACACCGGUACGUGUUUCCCGACCAAAUCGGGAGUUUUCCCAUGCCAUCCAGAAUGCCCUUGCGGAGGAAUGCCCUUACAUGUAUGAUACGAACGGAGGAGGUGAUGCUUGCUAUCCACCGACGAGCAAUCGUCGAUCAGCGGCGAUGCUUUUGAAUGGGAACACAUCCGCAGUAGUGGAUCCACCGGUAGCACCGAUUCCUAUCAUGCCCAUUCCACCGGCCGCUGUGUUUCCGUCAGCUUCAUCCUCAUCCCUACCACCACGUACCCGUGUGCGUUAUGACUAUUCGAAGCACAAUCAAGUAGGCUUUGGUUCGAUGUACCGGCAGUACCAUCAACACCAUCAUCAUCAUACCGGGACGGGCGGUACUUUAUCGUCGGGAACGUUUGGGUCGCAUGCGAGCCAUGGUGGGCGUACCUUUGCCAAUGAUACACCCGUGCCAAAUCAGCACCACUAUCAGGUUCACUAUCGCCACCAGGGUAUCACACCGUUGUCGUCGUCGUCAUCGGAAUCGCUCGGAUACACUACGAACGAAAAUGCCGACAUACCACCGAGGGCGACCAGCAGCGAGGUAAGACGCGCCCGCAAACGAUACAUCGAUGGUGAAUGUAUCGAACAGCAACCGCAAAGUAGCCGCUGGAGCCGAAACACAACAAUGACAGUUGCACCGUUUGAGGAAGAGAUGGAAAGUGAAGCAACUCAGCCACACACUGAAUCCUCCGGUUGUGUGACGGUUAAAAUCGAACGAAACUCCCAAGGUACGUCCUGUGCAAUGGCCAACGGUAAUGGUGCAACGGUUAAAACCGAACCUAGAUCAACAACGCCAGUCCAGCGUGGGAUUGUCUGUCGGACACCACCCACACCGACGCGGGAUGAACCACCGAUACAAAUGUUUCCAACAUUAUGUAAAGUUGAACCCUUCGAAUCGGGUACAACGCAUGGUGGUUUACCAUCAACAAUACCGCCCGAAGCUACCGAUAUGGUUGGUUCUUCACGCGUGUUUGGCCGGGUACAGGAACAACCGAAUGUUCGUCCAACGUCCAAUAAUCAACCUACCAUCAAGCAGGAGGUGGUGAAUACGCAUUGUUUUUGUCAGGAAUGUGUUCCUAUCCGUCAAAGCGAUAACAGCGAAGAACGAUACAACGCACCGGUAGUAAAGCGUGAAUGUUACUCAUGUGCUCCAGCACAAGCACCAACUGUUGCACCUUCUACCUCGACUGGCGAAGAAUCGACUGUAACGUUAUUGCCAGAAUCGAAGCCCACGGUCGUUAAGUUGGAACCGUCUGACGAACAACUGAGCACACCGUUGGUUCCUUCCGGGAGUUAUAAUGAGGUUCCGGCAGUGAUAGUGAAACAGGAACCGUCGAAAUGCUGUACCAAUAGUGCAGCACCAGAUGUGUCGAUAAAACGGUCACCAAUUGAUGCGGCCGCUGAACAAACUGCAACAUCCGAGCAUACGGAAGAGUCAAAUGUAAACGAUGGAGAAUCGAGAGCAGAAUCGAACCGGUUGGAUCUGAGCAAUAAUGCGUCCAAACUCAAUGAAACGACUGUCGCUUUGUCGCAAUCGUGCCUUUCGGAUUCUAGUUCUUCUGGUACGGUAGUCACUAAAUCCAGUACCGGCGCUCAGCGGGGUGAUUCCUCAUCGAACGGAUUGACGGAAGAUCCGCCAUCAAUGCCCGGUCCUAGCGGGUUGAAUCGGAUUCCAUCAAGAACGCGAUCUUUCGGUCGUCGUCCAACGUUUGGUAGUAAUCGAUUAAAUCGACGCCGAAGUUACCUUCCCUACUUUAGUGAUGAUGAUGACGACGAGGACGAUGAGGACGAUGAUGAUGAUGACGACGAUAUUGAUACAGACGAUGAUCGUAUCGAUGGUGUUGGUGUUUCGCGCAACACCACCAACUGUAUCAAAAAUGAGGUGGAUGAAGAUGUAAUUCUCGUGGAGGAGGACGAAGGUAAUGGGAGGAACGAAAAAUAUGCGGUGGACACCGCGCAAUCGCAACCAGGCAAGCAGGCAUCCGUACCGAAGCUGAUCACGGAUCAACCGUCGGGUUCGGGCAGUAGUAACGGACCAAACGUAUCAACCACUGGUCCAGCGGCGGCUGUAGAAACGCCUGCAAAUCCACCCACCAGUAGAUUGUACGGUUCGGAUGCGCUCGAUCCACAUCCGGAUCUGCAGCUCGAUUGGAUUACGGAUUCAAGCAGCAUCAGCAUUAGCGAUGACAAUGAUGACGUUAUUAUGGUCGAUCGUGCCGACGGUGGUUCGUCCGUUGCUGCCAACAGCUCCACAGCGGGCCCUAGUGCCAAUAGCAACGCGACACCAGUGCCUAGAAGGCAGCGUCGUACCAAAUGUCGGCAGCCGGCGACACGUGGCGAACCAAUCGAUCUAACCAAUGAUUCGGACGACGAUACCGAUCUGGAGGUACGGUCAAUACCGGAACACUACCCUUCCUAUACUUCCCGUGCCGGGUGGGCUCAGAGACAUUCCGCCUGGUUACGUCGACUGCGAAUGGAGCGAAAUAGUAAUUCGGCUGUGAGACGGUACCUGGUCCAUACGCUGCUGCCACGCAUUAAUGCCGAACGGAACAGCGAAGAUUGUGAAUUUGUACCACUGUAUUCCGCGUUCGAUCCUAACCUGGAGUUGCUGUCUGUGCCACCGCGUAGAUUGUUCAAUACGGGCAGCAUGCGUACGGUAACGCCGCCACCCCCACCACCACCACCGCCACGCUCGUACCGGAGCUAUACACCACCGCCACCUUUUGCGCACCGAACAGGCCGUGACAUUAGCCCCAGGCACCGGGAAGGAUGUACGCUAGCAACGGCCGCACAUUCAUCGCGGUCCCUCGGCCCAGACGAUCUUCAUGGUCGUUACCAUCGGCCACCGCUUUACCCGCGGGUACGGCACGCGCUCAGCCGUCGUUGGAACGUACCUUACAGUGCGUGCGAUACGCAUCGGAUAGCGCGAGACUAUCGCCGUGGUCGCUGUCCGGUUCCGUACCGACCGGCGAAUGAGACCGAACGGCCGGGGCUUCUAGGAUCGUCGCGGUCCCUGCCUGUGCUGCAUGGUGCGCGCAAUGUGCAUUCGCAUACCGCCAGCUGCACGGUAUGCCACCAUCGAAACCGUGGUCGCCAUAGCUCACCCGCCUUGCAAACAAUAUCACCCUCGCCGUUGCUUUCUACCUCAUAUUCUCCGGUUUCCCUCGCGAUGGAUCCUGCCACCGGGAAUGGUGCUGCGGUCGAUCCCGACGGUGUCACCCCAACCGAUGUGGUGGAUCUCGUCGCAUCGAACGAGGAGGAAGAUGAACCGUACGGUGUACCGGACUGUGGCCGUGCGGGUAUGGUGCCACCGAAUGGUGAGGCCACUGGUGCUGGUACUUCCACCGGUGCAUUCAGUACAACGGCCGGUGCUGUGAUCGACAAUACGUCGCUCGGUAGUUUUGCUGGGUGUAGCAACAAUCGCAACGCAAAUUACACGCCAAACUUCGUAUGGAGAACUGCGGCCAGAUCCAGCUACGAACCUUCGCUGGCAAUGCUAAGAAGGCGCGACAAUGCUGCCCCGUCCGCGGUCAUCACCGUCAGCGACAGUCCGAUCGAUUAUUCCGCUGCUACAACUCCGUCCCCACAGCAGCCAGUGCCGGCACAGUCACAACCGGAUGGAGCGGCACAGCCCACGGGUGGAGCACCGCCCACCAUUGCACGCCAGCGGCUUAACGAUCACAACAAUAAUAAUGCCCCGUCUGCAUCGACGAGACCACCACCACCAGCAUCGAACGUGGACGGUCGGGAUCCGCGGUCACCGUACGACAGUAUGAUCUCGGAUCCCGGUGCCUGGGGUCCGUCCGCAUCCCUUGACGCACGUGUUCCUUUAUCGCCGGCCUCGGUAUCACCGCCACCGUACGGCAGCUCGCGCUACUCCUUGGACAUGCGGCAGUACCAGUCGCAUCACCUGUUCGGUAUCGGUUCGGCAUCGAACCGUUUGCGGUCCCAGCGUCUCCCUUACGCGCCCCACGAAACGCUCUGGAUGCGGCAGCACCAAGCGCUGGAAACGCAGCGCCGCAUGAUGUCGGUCGUCAAUGCAAAUGAAGUGUCUGCGCCACCGCUCCAUCUGCUGUCCGGUGCCGCACCACAGGGACUACCCGCUAGCUACGCUGCACGUACCGCACAUUACGAUGCGAUGCAACAGUAUGCACCGGGCGCUCCGUCAAGCACGGGAACCGGAGCCACCCACGGUUCGUCCGCUUCCUCAUCUUCGUCGUCAUCCUCGUCCGGUUCGAAUGUGGCCCAGGCGGGUGCAUCCUCUUCGCAAUCUGCUGGCUGUACGCGGCAUCUUCUGCUGCAUCGCCAUCAUCACCAUCAUCAUCAUCAUCCCGUCGGUGGUGGCCAGCUGGCUGGUUCCGGUGCUUCCGGUGCCUGCAUGGGUACCGCUCGUGGACAACCACCACCUCCAUCGUCCCCGGCAGCAUCGGGUAGUGACGUUGGCCGUGUGGUUGGCACUGAUGGUGAGGGGUACGUGCGCUUACCGACGUCGAUGCGCAGUACCGUCAUUUUGCCAUACCAUCGAUAUUUGUCGAAUCUGAAUACGAGUAACGCACGGACCAAUCCGCCUCCGGCAGCUGAUCAGGGACUGAACCUUCGCGUGCAUCGGCCUCUACGGCGUGUUGCAAACGACCAAAACUAUAUCUUCCGUCGAAACGAUCACCAACAUGUGCAUCAUCACAUGUACCAUCAUUUACCUUCGCAGGGUAACUUCCUCGGUAGCCAUCCGGAAAUUCAGUUCAGUAUUGGGUUGCGACCGAGCUUAUUGUCCAGCCUGAAUCGGUUUGUGCGUGUUAUGGAAGAUUCCUGUACCAGUCGGGGUGCAACACAGGAGAUGAUCGAAACGCACACGUUCCCGCACAAGUACAAACGGCUAAGGCGCGUUAGCGAAACGGAUGAGGAUAGCGAAAAGUGUACGAUAUGUCUGUCGCAGUUCGAAAUCGAUAACGAUGUUAGACGAUUGCCGUGCAUGCACCUGUUCCACAAGGACUGCGUCGACCAGUGGUUGGUGACCAACAAGCACUGCCCCAUCUGCCGUGUUGACAUUGAGGUAAAGUUCAACAAGGACUACAGCAUUUGACAACCGGCGGGUGAAAGCUUUCUUCGGCCAACGCACGGACAGCGAACGGUGGAUUCGCCGCAUCGUCAGUAUCACUACGCGGUAGCACUUCCGGUCGUGGUAGCACAGCUGGACGACGAUUCGACUGUUGACGUUGGAACGGUGGAGGAAGAAGCAUCUAGUGAGGACACGUUUACCAUCCUUCCCGGCAUCUCAUCGAAUGGCGAUUGUUACCUGCCGUAGGUAACGGUACGGUACGGUUUAUCGGGGAAGAGGAUCUAUAAUUAACACGUUGUGUGCCAUGUCUAUCAUUUUUGAUAGACAGUGAAGUUUCCUGGGGGGCCAUGUCUAUCAUUUUUGAUAGACAGUAGUCGUCAUUUUCAAACUGUUAUUUUUCCGCGGUGGCUGCACUUUUCUACUUACAACCUUCGGCAAAUAUUAAGAUAAGACUUUUAUGAAACUAAUUACAUAGUUGGUUUUCGCAAAUCUUCAGUCCAUACAUUUAUAAAAGUAUAUUUUUGGGAUGCCUUUUUUCGAAAAAUCUUAACGUUUUGUUCAUAUUGCUAUCUCUUAUGUCGCGCCGUUUGAUCGUCUGCAGUGCGAGUGAGAUAAAUAUAUGCUUGAACAACAGACGAUGGAACGGCGCUUCACAAGAGAUAGCAAUAUGAACAAAACGUCAGAUUUUUUCGAAAAAAGGCAUUCCAAAAAUAUACUUUUAUAAAUUAAUUGACUAAGGGUUUCCGAAAACCAACUAUAUAAUUAGGUUCAUUAAAGUCUAAUCUACAUAUUUGCCGAAGGAUUUUUGUAAAAAUGUGGUAUCGCCGCGGAGAAAUAACAGUUUGAAAUUUACAUUUCCUGGGGGGCCAUGUCUAUCAAAAAUGAUAGACAGUCAAUUUGUAAACAAAAACGCCGUGGCCUGCUAGGAAACAUCACCAAAAUAAGCGUGGCACACAACGUGUUAAAGGGGAGAACCGAAAACCUCUGAAGGCAAUAGGAAUAGUAUGUUUUAUCGUCCCAUUUUUCGCCAUUGUUAAACUAUCAAACUACGUACUACGGUAUAAUGCAUUCACUAUUACUACUACUACUCCAAUAUGCAAUACCUUCGCAAGGCUCAACUCGCAUUCUAUCAAAUGGUCCUAUCGUACGGUUAUUGGUAGGAGCAGGCUUUGUUGCAAGUUGGGAGAAACAAAAAAAAAACAAAUAAAAACUUUACAAACAGACACAUAGGGAUGUAGAGCAGAUAAGGCAGAUUACCAGCUAAGAUGUUUCGAUUUUAUGUAUGUUUGUCCUCUGUAAAAAGCUCUUGCUGUAUGCAAUGUCUCUGUAGUACGUUAUUAUACUUCUUUCUUUAUAAAAGGACUGAAUGUUUUUUUGUUUGUUUUGCUGUUUCUUCCCUUAUGCCUUUUGAUUAGCGCAACCCGUCGUUGCACUUUUGUUUUUCUUCUAACAUUUAAUGCAUAGCAAAACGGAAGGGAUCAACAAAUUCCACUUAAAUGGUGGGGAAAAAAACGGUAGUAAUUUAAUUAUAAACACAACCUUCCAUACCUUCCUAGUCUGUGAAAACAAUAAAUAAUUAAACAUGACCCCCAUCA
Anopheles funestus (African malaria mosquito) is the source of this 7432-nucleotide messenger RNA. RefSeq lists its product as uncharacterized. NCBI's taxonomy places the organism in Eukaryota, Metazoa, Arthropoda, Insecta, Diptera, Culicidae. The record is from RefSeq and is a predicted model, not a curated record. The transcript has 7 exons. The coding region runs from base 417 to 5861 and encodes 1814 amino acids.